Molecule: messenger RNA, 1089 nt
Organism: Alternaria burnsii
Lineage: Eukaryota; Fungi; Ascomycota; Dothideomycetes; Pleosporales; Pleosporaceae
Exons: 2
Coding region: 1-1089 (362 amino acids)
Molecular function (GO): phosphatase activity
Source: RefSeq, a predicted model, not a curated record
AUGCGGACCCCCGAAGCGGGCGGCGUCGCAUCGAGCGCAGGCGACGUGCCAAGGCGCGUGGGGUUGCGGCAUGACCAUGACUGGCCGUUUAGCCAGCGUCCCUUACUUGCACGUUUGCCGGCAUUCCGAUUCAGGGCUUCCCUAGUGCCCCUCCAUCUCAUCUUUGAGAAGUUGUUGAUAUCGCCGAGCGCCCUUUACUUCUACUUCCACAGCCAGGACAUAGAACCAGCAACACAGUCGCUCGUUUCCGUCACAUACACCAUGGGUUCCACACAGAUUGAUUUGGCAGAACUGCCUGCCAUGAAGAGCAACCCAAAGUUCAUCUUCUUCACCGACUUUGACGGCACAAUCACCCUCCAAGACUCCAAUGACUUCAUGACCGACAACAUUGGCUACGGCCGCGACAAGCGCCGCGCCGGAAACAUCGCCUGCCUCAACAACGAAAUCACUUUCCGCGACUCCUUCCAAGAUAUGAUGGACAGUGUCACAAAGCCCUACGACCAAUGCAUCCAAUACCUCGUCGACAAUAUCAAGUUGGACCCCGGAUUCAAGGCCUUCUUCGAGUGGUCGCUGGAGAACAACAUCCCAGUUGUAGUACUGAGUUCGGGAAUGGAGCCCGUAAUCAAGGCCUUGUUGGAGAAGUUGGUCGGCCCAGAUGCAAGCAAGAUGCAGGUCUUGGGCAACCACGUCGGCCCCAGGCAAGGAAAGAACAUCAACGAAGAGGGUGGAUGGACAAUCCUCUUCAAGCACCCCGAGUCUGGUUUCGGUCACGACAAGUCCGUCGAGCUGCGGAAGUACUCCAGUCUGCCCGGGGACCUCCGACCAACAAUGUUCUACGCCGGCGACGGUGUAUCAGAUCUCUCUGCAGCACGCGAAACAGACUUGCUCUUCGCCAAGAAGGGUCACGACCUGAUCAGCUACUGCGCGCGCGAGGACGUGCCAUUCACAGUCUUCGAGGACUGGUCCAAUAUCCUGACCAAGUGCAAGAGUAUUGUAGAGGGCAAGACCACUGUCCAGGCCGCCGCCAAGGAAGGCUACGAGGCGUACAAGAGUGGCGCUGCUGGCAUUGAAGUUCAGACUAAGAAAUAG